Triplophysa dalaica is the source of this 3827-nucleotide messenger RNA. RefSeq names its product striated muscle preferentially expressed protein kinase-like. The transcript is spliced from 6 exons. Gene Ontology annotation, molecular function: protein kinase activity; ATP binding. Bases 167 to 1078 code for a protein of 303 amino acids. NCBI's taxonomy places the organism in Eukaryota, Metazoa, Chordata, Actinopteri, Cypriniformes, Nemacheilidae. The record is from RefSeq and is a predicted model, not a curated record. Gene Ontology annotation, biological process: protein phosphorylation.
GUUUGACCCCGAGUGGACGGGCCACUCCGUCUGGACGCAUCACUCCCACGGGACGCAGGACUCCUUUGGGAAAACCUGGAGAAUCCACCCUAAGACAAGGAGUGCCACAGAAACCGUACACGUUUAUGGAUGAGAAGGCCAGAGGUCGUUUUGGUGUAAUCAGAGAAUGUCGAGAAACGCCACCGGUAACCUGUACAUGGCCAAGAUCGUGCCGUACGAGCCUGACAACAAGCAGGUUGUGUUACAGGAGUACGACAUCCUGAAGUCCCUCCAUCACGAGAAGGUCAUGGCCCUACACGAGGCAUACGUCACCCCACGAUAUCUGGUGCUCAUUUCAGAGUGCUGCUCAGGAAAAGAGCUCCUCUAUAGCUUGGUUGACAGAUUCCGAUACUCUGAAGAUGAUGUAGUGGCAUAUAUUGUACAGAUUCUUCAGGGUCUGGAUUAUCUGCACAGCCGGAGAAUUCUGCACCUGGAUAUCAAACCAGACAACAUCAUCGUCACCUACAUGAAUGUGGUUAAGAUCAUUGAUUUUGGGGGGGCACAGAAUUUCAAUCCACUCUUCCUCAAGCAGUUCAGCCCACCCAUCGGAACACUGGACUAUAUGUCCCCUGAGAUGUUAAAAGGAGAUGUGGUGGGUCCACCAGCAGACAUCUGGAGCAUCGGGGUUGUAACAUACAUCAUGGUCAGCGGGAGACUGCCGUUUGCAGAGAAUGACCCCUCUGAGACGGAGGCCAGAAUCCUGGCGGCCAAGUUUGACCUCAGUAAGCUCUACCAAAAUGUGUCGCAAAGUGCCUCUCUGUUCCUCAAAAAGAUCCUGUGCAGCUACCCUUGGGCCCGUCCUACUAUUAAGGACUGCUUCAACAACUCCUGGCUGCAGGACGCUUAUCUGAUGAGACUGCGCAGACAGACUCUCACCUUCACCACCACACGCCUCAAAGAGUUUCUGGAGCAACAGAAGAAGGUCAGGGCCGAGAUGGCAACAAAGCACAAAGUCCUUCUACGUUCAUACCAGAGCACUCCACAGACCCCAUCCACCCCCUCGACACCAGGCACCCCCACCACGCCCAUCUUUCAGUGACCUCUACGACUGGAGAGAUGAGAAGAAGGGUUCACCAGGAUCAGGACAGAGAGAGACACACAGCAUCAGGGUAUCUCAGACGCUCUAAACUGCCCCGGCUUUGACGGGACUGGAUGUGCGGUGUGGUACCACAAGGAUCUUUUUGCCUCAACCAUACUUUGUUAAUGCCACCCGGAGUCAGAUUGGUUAUGGGAGACACUUACCUCCAAGCUGACAAAAACAUAAUGGAUGUCAAUGCAUUUACCUCUGUUAAGCUGUGGCCAGCAUGCACAGAAAAGUUGUGUUUAUUGUUCAAACCCCCCCCCAACGUCCCGACACUUUUAUCCCUGUGACUUUUUGAUAAACCUACUUCAGCUGUUCUCAGCAUUGCAUCUCUAAAGAGGGGUCGGGAACUUUGGACCCAUCUUUGUUAACCACAAUGAAAACUCAUUCGAGGAUCAUUUUACGCAAAAAAAAUUGUCAAGUUUGUGUGUAUUUUUGUGGUGUCUUCCAAUUGUGUACCAGGGCCUUGAGAUUUGUGGAAAAUAGUGAACAUGUUUUUUUGGAACUAGUUUUUAUGGCAAGAAAUAAUUUUAUUACUGGUACUUGUUAUACCAUUCUGAUCGGUGUAUAUGAAAGUCAAUAGAAGUAAUGUUGAGCACUCCAUUGUUCUAUAGUGCCAUCUGCCAUCAACCAAAAUAUUUUUUUGUCUUUUACAAAAGUGUAUUAUUCUAAACAAAAGUGAAUUGAAUUGUAAUAUUGAAAAGCCUCUUUGGGCCUUAACAUUGUUUCUUUAAAAAAAAAACGUCAACGGGAAUGAUUUAACUUUUUGGCAAAUGUUUAAAAAACAGUGCUGGCUGUUAUUUAAUUUUUUUUUAUAUGUCUGCUUUAGCACCAGGAAUGUAUUGUAAAUUGCAGAUUUUAAUGCAUCAGUAUAGCAUACAGUAGCAUACAGCAUGCAUCAUUACCAAACUCUUUACAUAUACGUAAGUUGAGCACCGUUGGUUGAAAAAUCUCAGUCCCUGCCAAUGAUAUGUUGGCCAAAGUUAUCUGGAUGUAGAGACACGCUGGUUCAAUAUGUGCCUGGAAACAAACAUGGUCGGAUAGAAUAGAGAGGACUUAUAGAAGUGUCAUUUUUUGUUUGUUUUUAAAAAACAUACAUCGGCUGCUGCAGUGAAUGGUUAUUAGAAUCCUAUUUUUAAGUUGUUCCUGUAAUAUUCAUAUACAGUAUAUUUAUGAAUUUAGUAACCUUAUGGUUGAAUGAUUAUCAGGCAUUAUCCUUGAUCAAUUUAUCUUGAUUUAUUCAGAUAACACAACACAUCUGUAUUAAAAAAAUAUUUCAUAUGAUUACAUACACUCAGCUAAAGGAUUAUUAGGAACACCAUACUAAUACUGUGUUUGACCCCCUUUCGCCUUCAGAACUGCCUUAAUUCUACAUGGCAUUGAUUCAACAAGGUGCUGAAAGCAUUCUUUAGAAAUGUUGGCCCAUAUUGAUAGGAUAGCAUCUUGCAGUUGAUGGAGAUUUGUGGGAUGCACAAAGCUCCCGUUCCACCACAUCCCAAAGAUGCUCUAUUGGGUUGAGAUCUGGUGACUGUGGAGGCCAUUUUAGUACAGUGAACUCAUUGUCAUGUUCAAGAAACCAAUUUGAAAUGAUUCGAGCUGUGCGACAUGGUGCAUUAUCCUGCUGGAAGUAGCCAUCAGAGGAUGGGUACAUGGUGGUCAUAAAGGGAUGGACAUGGUCAGAAACAAUGCUCAGGUAUGCCGUGGCAUUUAAACGAUGCCCAAUUGGCACUAAAGUGUGCCAAGAAAACAUCCCCCACACCGUAACACCACCACCAUAAUUGCAUUAAUGAGAAAUUGAACAGGUGUCCCUAAUAAUCCUUUAGGUGAGUAUAUUCAAAUGUGUUGUAAAUGAUGGAUGCUUGUCUAAACAUAAGUCUAAGAUAUGUUUAUUCAUCCAUAAACAGGAUUUUACCUGAUUUGGAGUGUAUGAAUGGGCCUUGGUCUUGAUUUUAUUGUAGAGAUAGUAUUAAAAUAAAUAUAUAGUUUCUAUUAUUUUGAUUUAUUUGCAUCCUGUUUGCUGAACACUGAGGCAGAAUUUGUGUUUGUUUUAUUUGUUUUUGUCUUUGUGUUUUUUUUCCUAACACAAAUAUAAGAUCAAUCUUAUUGAAGAGAAUAUUUUAGGCAGAUCUAGAUAAAGGCAAACAAAGAGGAUGAUUGUUUUCUCAUCUAAACACCCAAGGCACAAUUCUACUUUAUUGUCAUCAUGUGACCAUACAUAGCAAAACUUCAUCACAUAUACGUAUAUAUCGGCUUGUGUAAUGAAUAAACUUUCCUUGGUGUUUAUUUCAGUACUUGCUAUGAUGGUUCAAUGCAAAAAACAAAGGUUUUGUUCUUCUAGCCAAUUUGCUUAUUAUUUGGUUUUUACUAAGGUUAUUCAAAUGAGUGACUAACUUCUCAUAGAUCAAGUUUCAGGUAACUCAAAUAUGGCACGGGGCAAGAAUUUAACUCAAAUAAUGUAAUAACAAAGAAUAGAAAUCUAGAAUCAGAGUUCUGUGUUGUUGUGAAUAAGAUUUUAUAUUUUAUUUUUGUGUGCGUUCAACACUCUCUGCCGAGCAACCCUUUAAUAUGAACUCGAGCUUUUCUGGAAUGAAUUAUGUUGCACUAAAACAGUGAAAAACAUGGAGAUGAAGUGGAAGACUGAAGUGUGUAUACAGUAUGUCGAAAACACAACCUUUCAUGAAUAAAAUCAGCUGUCAGCAAUACUGAA